Solanum stenotomum is the source of this 1394-nucleotide messenger RNA. Its product is annotated as protein-tyrosine-phosphatase PTP1-like. NCBI's taxonomy places the organism in Eukaryota, Viridiplantae, Streptophyta, Magnoliopsida, Solanales, Solanaceae. Bases 69 to 1049 code for a protein of 326 amino acids. Gene Ontology annotation, molecular function: protein tyrosine phosphatase activity. The record is from RefSeq and is a predicted model, not a curated record. The transcript has 9 exons. Gene Ontology annotation, biological process: protein dephosphorylation.
ACUCAUCUCCAAAUAGAAUUAGACAAGGAACCACGGGUUGCGGACUGUCCAUUCGGAAUCGAUCGGUGAUGGCUACCGCCGGUAAACCCGCAUCGUCGUCAGCACCCAAGCCUUUCGAUUUCUCCGACGAUUCAGUUCCUAAGAGAGUCGUUCUGUCGAUUGAUCAGCAGCGUUGUUGCUUGGAAGCACUCGAAGUCUUCAAGGACAAGAGGUUUUCUGCUCCCGAAAAAAUCCGCCAAGAGUUCAUGACUUUGCAGGCAACUAGGAUGAGAGCUUCAGAAAUGAAGAGUAGAUGCUCAAUGGCUUUGAACAGCGCAAACAUUAGCAAAAAUCGAUACACUGAUGUUCUGCCAUUUGACAAUAACAGGGUUGUUUUGGACCCACCAGCUAGAGGAUAUAUAAAUGCAAGCUUCAUUAAGAUAUCCGAAGAUGUGUCUCAGUUUAUUGCAACACAAGGUCCGCUACAGCACACUUUUGAAGACUUCUGGGAAAUGAUAAUCCAGCAUCGCUGUCCUGUUGUUGUGAUGCUUACACAAUUGUUUGACAACUACAAGAUUGUCAAGUGUGGGGAUUAUUUUCAGGCAGAUGGUGGUCCCAGAAGAUUUGGCAAUAUAUGUAUUGUUACGAAGUGGAUAAAGACGACUCAGACUUCAUUGAUUUUGCGAUGUCUGGAGGUGAACUAUAUUGAGUCAAAAGAACCACCUUUGUGUGUUUUACACAUUCAAUAUCCCGACUGGCCUGACCAUGGAGUUCCAAAGGACACUCUUGCUGUUCGUGAAAUACUGAAACAAACAUUUAGUGUCCCACCCAGUCUUGGACCAAUUGUGGUGCACUGCAGUGCAGGUAUUGGUAGGACUGGAACAUACUGUGCAAUCCAUAAUACCAUCCAAAGAAUAUUGGUUGGAGAUAAGUCUGCUCUAGAUCUCGUUAACACAAUAACCAUUUUUAGGUCUCAGCGAAUUGGGAUGGUUCAGACCAUGGAGCAAUACCUCUUUUGCUAUGAUGCCAUUAUCGAUGAACUUGAAGACCUCAUUUCAGAUAGCCAAUAAAGAAGAGAGUUCAUAAUGCAAGGUCCAUGCAACUGGUUCUUCCUUGCUGCAAUCAUGCCUAUACUUGCUUACAAAUGAGAAGAAAUGGAACAAUAAUUAGUGCUGAAGAAGCAAAUCAGUUGGGUCCACUUGAGUUUCUUACUGCUCUUACCAUGUAGGAAUAAGCAUUAACGUGCAAAAUAUCGUAUGUUGUAUUUCUGUUUGGAAGUAUUUAUGCUUUUAGAGAGGGAAAGAGAAUGGAAUGAAACUUAUUUAACAUUCUCUUGAUGAUAUAUAGCCUACUUAUUGUUGCUUCAAUCUAUGACAAGUUGAUGAUGUUCAAGGUACCAGAAUUUAGUAGCUUUU